Suillus subalutaceus is the source of this 1800-nucleotide messenger RNA. RefSeq lists its product as uncharacterized. The record is from RefSeq and is a predicted model, not a curated record. Bases 1 to 1800 code for a protein of 599 amino acids. The transcript is spliced from 6 exons. NCBI's taxonomy places the organism in Eukaryota, Fungi, Basidiomycota, Agaricomycetes, Boletales, Suillaceae.
AUGACUCAUGAUGGUGUGGGGUACAAGACGUCAAAACCGCGUCUUUCAACAAGUUCUUUCGUUUCUUCUGCUCCACGGACUCCUUCUCGUAGCCCAGUCGCGUCACAUAUCUUCAUUUCGCCCCCAGCUCCAAAUAGGAACAGUUGCGAUUCAUGGAAUAGCUCAAACUAUGAUUUUGACGACCCAAGCGUAGACUGGAAGGAGGAUGAGGUUAGAUUACUUGGCAGGACCUUGGAUGCGCUACCUUCUCAUCUUAUUACGCCUUUCAACGGCUCAAUUCCGCCCCCUAACCUUCUUGACAAGAUUGCACGCGGUAUCACUGCUGCUAAAGGCCCAAAUGACUGGCCUCAUUCCGUCACCGCGACGCGUGCUAAAUUGCUCGACCUGGCCCGCGCAAGAGCAAUGGAGGAGCGGAGGAAGUCUAUUAUUGACGAGGACGUUAUCUUUCUCAGCGGCAAUGUACAUCAUCCGGCAGAUUUGAGCAAAUGUGCUGAGCGCAACGAUGCUUCACCAGAUGUACUUCAACCUACCACAAACACUCCUAAGCGGCACCCACUAUACAGGCAGUCCAGCAUGGAUUUCAUGACCGACGCGAAGGCUGACCAUAAGGAGAGCAUUGCUCGCCUUUCGCACCGUCUACAACGACACGAGCACACUUUCCACCACCCGUACCUGCGUCCUGCUCAUUUGCGUCGUCCAACAGAACAUUCCAUUGCUCCCUCGACACCCAGCUCAUCAACGCUCAAUGCCUCUCAGAGCAAUAUACGAAAGUCGACUGCGUCUUCGAAUUCGAACUCCACCUUUGGCACUCCCGUUUCUGCGUCGGCGCCUCUCCUAUCGUCCACGUUAACCCUCGCAAGCUCCUGCGACAUGCGCGUGGACCCGGAAGGUGACGGCGAGAAUCUGUUCAAGACUGCCGAAUUUCGCCGUAGCGGAGGAUAUCCUGACGCAGCUAUCGUUGGUGUCAAGGUCAAGAAAGUCCCUAUGCAGCCUGCUACUCCAAGGACACCGUCAACGAAGAACGUCAAAACGCCCUAUUCAAAAACAAAACCUAAAGUCCCUGCUCUCUCCGUAAUUUCUUCGCCAAAGACACCUUCAUCCAAACCUCGAGUGCUACCCACCACCGCAAUCAAAGCAGCCACACCUAUCAAACAGCCUAAAUUUCGCAAGGGACACAUGCCUUCCUUAUCCGUCUCCUCUGACGAAGAGGAGAAAGCACGUUCUCAACGUGCGAAGAAGCCCCGUACGAAGGAACCUUCUUGGAAACGCGAGUCAGGGCGGAGCGCUUUUUCACUGUCCAAGGCUUCCUCUAGCUCGUCGGAUAAUGACAAUGAAUUUUCGACGGGGAGCGUAGAGACUGCUGCAACAACCGUCUCGCUCUCUACACCUGCCUCGCCCGUGUCUAUGCCAAAGGCGAAACCCAAGGCAAAAGAGAAAGAGGAGCCGAAGACGACGAAGCCAAAGCCUAUCCGCCGCAACCUCAUGCGAAACCCUUCGAUGUUUGGUCCUGAACUCCCGUGUCCACAGGCGACUCCAUCGCCCCCGUCACGUAUCCCGCUGUCGUCUCCCAUCGGAUCACCUGUUGCGGUAUCCCUCGCAUCUCCUGUGACUGCAUCCCCGAGUACGCCUUCUAUGUCCCCGGGUAUGCCUGCUACGCCUUUGCUUGCUACCCAGACGCGUCCACGCACGCUUCGCCGUGCCGCACGUAGAAUCUCGUUUGGGAGUUUGAGGGCUGCGAGUCCUGUCUUAUCUGGCGAGAGUGGGAUGGUUGCGCUUGGGAGUGCGUUUCAGCUUGCUUGA